Molecule: messenger RNA, 1120 nt
Organism: Colletes gigas
Lineage: Eukaryota; Metazoa; Arthropoda; Insecta; Hymenoptera; Colletidae
Product: probable ribosome production factor 1
Exons: 3
Coding region: 81-1094 (337 amino acids)
Biological process (GO): maturation of 5.8S rRNA; maturation of LSU-rRNA
Cellular component (GO): nucleolus; preribosome, large subunit precursor
Molecular function (GO): rRNA primary transcript binding
Source: RefSeq, a predicted model, not a curated record
UGAACUUCACACUGUGAAGUACUAGCACAUGGUACACAAAAACAAUUUUGAUUAUUGAUUACAGUAAAGAACGUUCUAAAAUGAAGGUAAAAAAUUUAAGAGUAAAUCCAUUCAAUCAAGUAAAUGAUGAAAGUAACGAAGCAGGUCCAAGUACAUCGGAAGACAAAAAAUCGCAGGUUAUUUUGCCAUCCGACAGCAACUUUAAUCACAUAAAAUGCAAAGCAGUGCGGUAUAAAAAAUGUCAAAGGUUAUUGAAAGAGAAAAUAAAAGCCAAGAAGGAAGCCAAGAAACAGAGGAUUCAAGAAGGUGCUCCAAAGCAAGUGCCGCACACUAUUGAAAGUUUGAGAGAGAAAGAUGAAACUGUCGUCACUGGUGAUCUUGAUGAUGAAGAAAAUCAAGAACUCAAAGUUGACUUCGAGCACGAUGAAUUUGCUGCUUAUUAUAGACACGAUUACGAGCCUAAAGUCUUGAUUACUUAUUCCGACAAUCCGACAAGGAAAUCUAGGAUUUUUGGUGUUGAAUUAACGAGAAUAAUACCAAAUUCAAUUUCGUUGUACAGAAACCGCUCUGGAGUCAAGAAAAUGGUAAAAAGUGCCAUUGCUAGAAAUUUCACUGACAUUAUCGUUAUUAACGAAGAUCAGUGUAAACCUAAUGGUAUGUUGAUUGUUCAUUUGCCUGAUGGACCAACAGCAUAUUUUAAACUUAGCAAUGUUAAAAUAACACCGGAAUUAAAACGUAGUCACAAAGAAAUUACAAAGCAUAGACCGGAAGUUAUAUUGAACAAUUUUACUACUCGUUUGGGUUACACGAUCGGUAGAAUGUUAGGGGCAUUGUUUCACUAUGAACCUGAAUUUAAAGGAAGAAGAGCAGUAACGUUUCAUAAUCAGAGAGAUUACAUAUUUUUCAGGCAUCAUAGGUACCAAUUUGAUCUGAAAAAAGGAAAAGCUACACUGAGAGAGUUGGGGCCUAGAUUUACUCUGAAACUGAAAUAUUUGCAACAUGGAACAUUUGACACCAAAUAUGGAGAAUACGAAUGGCUUAUUCAAGGACGAAGACACGACAUGGAAACUAGUAGAAGAAAAUUUUUCUUAUAAACUUUAUUUACUAUGGACAUUAAACA